This is a messenger RNA of Pocillopora meandrina, 9843 nucleotides long. The record is from the annotation of a GenBank genome assembly. Lineage: Eukaryota; Metazoa; Cnidaria; Anthozoa; Scleractinia; Pocilloporidae.
ACAGGGUGGGACUUAAAAUAGAAAGCAUCUGUGCAGAAACCAAUUCUCCAACAGACAGGAUCAAGAUGAUUUUCUUCUGCAUUUUAUUUGCAUUUGGUAAGUUAGUUCGCCCUUGGAAACAGUUUUCAAAGUAUCAUUGUCGUGUUGCAUUGGCAGGUAGGGCAUAUAAUUGAAAAACUGAGAGGCGAUCACUGCGUGCAAGUGAAGGAACCAUUGUUUGCAUUCGAAUUUGUCACUGUGAUAUUUUUCUCAUCCGUUUAAGUAAUAAUGUUGACUUCUUUACCGUCUUUUCGAUGAUUUCGUUAGUUUUGAUGGUUUCGUUUCUAGUUUUUCAAUCGAUUUUCUAGUUUUCUUUAGCAGAAGAUGUGUUAUGUUCGUCGCGCUGAAACGUGGGGGUUGCACUAAUGUUUUUACCUGUCUCGCUCGUUGCGUAUUUCACUCACACUGUUGGCAAAGUUCCUGUUGUCGAUCCACCAGAACUUCAACAUUUUUCUUUGUUGUUGAUAAACUUCCUCAGACCUUCCUUAGAGCGAUCGAGAUUUCGCAAAUCGGAGUAAUUCUUCUCCUUUGUUUUUGGCAACUGAUGUCGAAGGAACGAAUCUUAAACUCGCAUAUUUGAGAAUCGUUUCGCUCGUUUUUUACUUCAAUUUAUUGUAAACACGUAUGUACUUGAUUUUCUACAAAAUUUCAUUAUCUUGGUACCUUUGGAAAGCGUAGAGUAUCUUUUUUCCUAGUUUCCUUGGGCGUCAUUUCUUUCCGCGAAGAAUGAAAAUUAAAUAUGGCCUCUUAUACACCUCAUGGUGUAUUUCAUUACAGUCUGUGGCCCAGCAACAGUAAUUCAAAGAAACUCAAACCGCAGUUUUCCUCUCUCAGCCUCUUAGGAAAUAAGAAUCGAUGAAAUUAGAGGCUUUAUAGUUUUUCAAUGAAGAAUUCUCGUCUUACGAAGGGUCAUAUAUGCAGUGCUCACUUCCAAAAGGGGCACUUAAUCGUUCCAAAACAACGUACCAAUUGUAUUCACGGCAAAAGUAUCUUACCGAGGUGACAACAACCCGAGAAAGAUCCCUUGUUCGCCAUGAAGACGAGACAAUACUCGAAGAUAAAGAGGGAAACGAGCCAAUCUAUGCUGAGGAGAACUGAGUCAGUAUUGUUAAUUCAGUUAACUGAACUAGUCAAGUCGUCCGAAAGUCAUCUCUCCCAAAGUUCCUUCACCCGAAACUAAAUUUAUUUCACCCGAGAAUAUAGACCAGGUUUACAGACUUUAAUUUGGCAACAAAGUUGAGAAAUCUUUAUCAUUUAAGUUGCAGUUUCCGUUUCUGACAACAACUGACAACAACUGACAACAAAUCCACCGUUGUUCGCUUUUUAUGAAACCAAAGAACAGAAGGUUUGCAUCGAACGUGACCUUAACAUCGCGUGACCUAUGAAGACUUGAUCCACACAGUAAACAAUUAGAAUUCAUGAGAUAGAAUUAACUAAACAGUGGAACCGUCCGCGUUAGAGCGAAUAAAGAUAUUAUCAAAUUACUCACGAGUCAAAACUUGGCAAUUUUUUUUUCUUUCUUUUUUUAGUGCGACGCUUGCGCCUCUAUUGCUGGCUAAAAAAAAAAAAGCUCACUUGCGACCUCGGCCUAUCUUGGAUAUAUAUGUGUCACUUGUAAUUUUGUAUUUCACCGUGACCUUUGUUUGCAGUUUGACGUUUGGGUGUCAAGUCGUAUUUGUUUAGGAAAUAGCGUGAUUUCUAAAAUAAUUUUUUUAUGCAAAAUAGGUUAUUCUGGGAUCCGCCUAGCAACUGAUAACUGUAAGAGAAGAACUGAGUUCGUGCCUACAGUACGAUCGAGGCGUUGCCGAUGAAUUAUCUUUUUGGCACUUUCCAGCGUCCAAAUUGCAUGGCGAGCGUAACCUAAGACCCAUAAUCUGACCUCUCUUGUCAUAAUACGAAUGUUUUCUAGAUAAGGACACGCGCUAAUGUCAGCGUCACUUGCGUGCAUGCAUUUUCAAGGUUAAACCCUCGCGUGGAACUAACAACUCAUGUGUACUUCAAAGCGCACAAUGUACCCCAAAUGAAUUUCACAGAUUGACUCAAUCAUAGGAAUUUUUUUUACAAAGAAUAAUAAAGGAUCGACGCCGACCUGAAGCGUCGGCUUCACUUGCGUCGAGUCAAACAUUUUCUCUAGCCCCUCGCGAAACGUACAAAGCAAAUUUGCUGAUCCAUUCUAUUGAUAUACACAACUCGAAAGUGGUUGAAAAUUGAGAAGGGUAAAGUUUUGCUCUAAAUCCAUUUUUUUUCGAUUUUCAAACGCUAACAAAAAUGUGAUGAGGUCCACUCCGGAAGAUAACACCACAAACAACAGCAAGCUCUAACCGCGAUGGGAACACUCAUGGAUCGCAAAGCGCAGCAGAACUCGAGUUUAGUUUAGUUUUGUUUUGUUUUGUUUUCUUCUAAUAAUAUUGGCCUGUAAAUAAAUAUAUGACGAAGAUUUUUGUACCCAUCGCCUGCAGCACAUAAUUGGCUGAAUACUAAGGAAGAAAUAUACUUUAAAGCGAUCAAUACAGGAGUAAAAUCUCAGUAGUUUUUUUUUUUUUUUUUUUUUUUGUUAGAGUUUCCUGGCGCCCCGCUGUGAACACUGCUAAUUAAACGCAUUAGACUGCGAGAAAAUAAACAUAGACAAGUAAAAAAAGUACCAAACCUCUUUUACAAUCCAUGACCGACAUUAAAUCUCGUAUCUCAAGUUGAUUUUAAGCAAGGGAAGUUAUCACUGUUGAGAGUGGAGUUGGAAAUGUAAAUGCAAUGGAAUACGUUACGAGAAGAGGUAUUUUAUCGUUGUAAUUUUAUUCUUAAAUUCAUUUUUGCUUUUAAAUGAAACAUUCACGAGAAUUGAGGGCAGACACCACCAAGACAAAACCAAUAUCGACCGAAAAAUUACCAGACAGUUAGUCAACGAAAAGUGCACUUACUAUAUGGUGUUGAUUCAGUUCGAAAUGGUUGGUCAUCUCUACAGGAGAAUUAAUUUUUCUAGUGAAAACUAACAUGGGUUUUUCAUCAAGAUUUUUCAAGGUUAACGAAAAAUUAAAUCUGCAAAGGAAAAGAUAUGUUAAAUCAAGACAAGUAAAUUUAACCUUGUCGAGAUUCAUUCGUUUAUUACAAGAUAAAAAUGCGCAGUCUAAAAUGAAGCAACUCUCUGAGAAAAAAAAAUUAUAGGUUCUGCCUUCAGACAACAACAACCCAAAUAGGACUGACUACCCAAGAGAAGUAACCAGGUGAAAAAGACUGGUUCUUCCCUCACUGAGAUGAGACAGGUAAUUAAGGAUUAAUUACCCAGGAGAAUGGGUAAGAACAGGAGCCCAUUACUAAUGGCUCCUGGAAAGAAUUAACAAAAUAACGAGAGCAUGUUUAGGAUUCUGCUUUUGAAACUGCGAAACAGUACAAUAAAAUAAGUUUGAAAAUACACUAACCUGCCAAGAGCCCGUCAUCUUACAGGGAAGGAAUAUUUAAGGUGUGAUGUCAAGAUUCACACUGUAAUCAGUUAUUCUUGCUCAUGUUUGGUCCAACAGUUGGAUAAUACACCUUGUAAUUUUAAGCAUAUACCAUCUAACUACCAGAGAAAUAAGUCCUUUUCUUGCUUUGAAGGCACAGAAGCAAAGGGAAACCUUGCUUUGCUGAUAUAACGGUUUAGGCAUCAUUUCCUGCUCACGUUAUUAAGCGGUGCGAUUUAUCGCGCGUCAUCACAUAGCUCUAGACAGAAAUCACCAGGCACACAACUUUAACUUAUCGUCAAAUUAGUCAGAACAGCGAGUAGAGUUUCUUUCUCGCCAAGUAAUACACAGUUAAGACCUUACCUUGAGGAAAGAACUAUAGCCCCUUUUCGCAGAUACCGCCGAAUACACUCGUACUUUCGCACAGAAAUUUCGCAAAAUUAAGAUCCCGCGCUUACCUGAUGUUUGGGACAUAAUUAUUGGAAUUGAUAUUUCAUACUUAAAGAGCUCCUUAGUAUAGACGCCAGAAAUGUGUUAUCAAGAAAUCUACCCAAUCGGUUCAAGUGUUAAAUGAUACUCCUGCAUCUCUAGAAUCUAAUGCAGUCGAAAUCUGUCUCGAAAACAAGGUCCUUGCCGAGCGGUUCACCGGCCUCCCUGCUGACUCGGAGUCAAAGUUCUGAUCAGAGUGGAAUGGUUGUUAGCUAACACAAUUUAUUUUUGGCAUUGUCGUGGCAGAACAGAUAAUCGCUCUUAAUAAUAAUCGCCGAGCACAACAACUGUUGCUUGAUUUUCAAGUCACGCAGUUUAAACAGGCAAUUCCCAAAUGUCAUGACACGUUUGGGUUUAGCUGUGCCGUGCCUGUCGAUGAAUCAUUCUGCAAUGGUGAAAAUUUUCGUUCAUGCUAUGAUUGCGUAAUUAUUUCCAGAGAGAAAAUUGUGAGUCCUAAAUUUACGUAGCAAGCCACGGAGAUCCACGCGCUUGUUACAUUUUAAUUGUCAACUUAAAUUAAUUCACGUUCGAAGCCAAACACCUUUAUUGCAUUUACUAAUUAAGUGCUCUCGCUUUUCUUUAACAAGCCUAUGGAUCAUUUUACGCUUCCCUGGUGAAGAAUUUUUUCCUGAGCAAAGCUCGUCAUGAUUUUGCAGAAAAUUGUCCACUCUCGGGACUAAAAUCACUCAGCACACUUCUAUUCUAAUGCGACCUCUUGUUAGCGAAUCUUCUAAAACAUCAGAGACGCCGGUCUCACCAAUUUUCCCAAUCUCGAAAAAACAAAGCCAAAUCUGUCAACGGUUGAAAACAUUGUCCCCCAAUAUAGAAGGCAAGGUCACGAAAGAGAGCGCGAAAUCUCAUCAUUUAUACUGAAGUUUUCAUUGCGUGCAGAUCGAAGCUACAGCAAGGAAAGGCGAGAUUUUACCUUUCUUUACUACGGCGAUCAAAUGUAAAGGAGUGACUAGUAUUCCUUCCUUCACCACAUACACCCUCAUUUUAGCCUGUUGUGAGCGCCGAACAAAGAACGCGAGAGUCACUCGCCUUCCAGCUGUAGAAGCCAUCGAGCUAGUGCAAGUGCUUCCAGCCAGUCUCUAGAGUCUCCUUGCACAUCCACAAGCAGCUCUGGUGACUCUCCAGAUGCUGUUUCAGCUAUUAUAACGGAUCAGCAAGGAAAAAGGCUGGAGAUGGCGUGACACUCCGUCACAUUCAAGCAGUCUGGUGGUACUUCUGUUGAUGAAAGAAGGUCAGAAACAAAGAAUAGAUAGUAGCAGAAGAAAAGAGAAAGAAAGAGAAGAGAACACAAAAGGAAACUGGGUAGGACGAGAGCUCGGAAAGAGGAAAAAGAAGACGAGGAAAAGCAGAAGUUUAAAGUUGCUUUCUCGGAAAUGGAGAAACAGCGAAAAAAAAUCUGCUCAUUUAUGGCCAACUUUACUCGAGUACAAGAGCAGCAAGCGUACACCAUGAACGUGUUAAUAACAGUACUGACCCAAUAUUUGCAAAACGAUACAACUGAAAAUCAUUGUGGACCUCUAGGUGACAUCGAACAUUAAAUUUGAUAAACGUUAGUCAAAAUUUAACAAGAAUAAUAAUGAAACAUUUAUCAUUAAUGCGAUUAUACGUAUUUUUUUUAUUCUCAACGUUGAAAAAUUUUCUUGAUAAUUACAGUCAGUUUUGUUAUAUGCGAAAGUGAGUUUGUCUCUAAGGUACUGGUAAUGAUAACCUAUCAAAAUAAAAUUCAAAUUAAUAGACAGAAGACUGUUUAGCCUGAAACGAAGUGCAUUUGGCGGUUUAUUUCCAGGUAGGCCGUGGUCGUCAUCAUCUUCAUCAUCAUGUUCGUCCCAUGCAUCGUUAUUUCGCAGAAAAUACUGUGCAGUGCCGCACAGGUUAUGGCAGCUUUAAUGGUGAAUUUAAUUUUGCUAUCAAAGCGUUUUUGUAGAAUCCCCCAUCGAUUUUUCAUCAUGCUAAAUGCACAUUCCUCUUGUACUCUAGCAGAAGAGAAUUCCAUGUUGAAAACAAUUUCGUCUAGAUCUCUAGUUCCAUUUCGGGUAAGGUUUCAUCAGCCAAGGACUCAGAGGGUACGCAUUGUCCCCAACAAGGUAAGGGGUGAUUUCUCUACCUGCCAUUUUUACCGAAUUCGAAGGUGCGGUGAGAAUUUCCCCUUGCUUUACUCUUCUGAAAAUCGCACUUCCUCGCAAUACCCAAACAUUGCGCAUACUUCCAGGAGAUCCACAAGCGAAAUCCGGGAAAAUUUUGUUUCCUUUGACAACAGCUUGUAUCAUGAAAUCGUGCUGUUGGUACCGACUGAAGAAGUCAGCUGCACUGCCUGGUGGCGCUUUGAUCCUGACAUGGAAGCCGUCAAUUGCGCCUACAAUGUUAGGUAGCGAAGACAGUCCUUCAAAUGAUUGAAUUGAUGUGGUUAUAUCUACAAGGUUCUCAGGAAAUAAAUGCGGUCAUCCCAAAGUUCAUAAGGAGAGCCUACUGCAUCUUGCGCAGCUUCUAUGACGGCUGACUUUCCAAUAUUGAUGGUAGCUCUAUUAAUUCUAAGCCGCUGCCGGAAAAAAAAUCUCUGGAAUGGUGCAAUCAUAAUGUGUCUUAAACCACGAUCCGUUCAGACUUGUAAGCGACCAUACACAUGGCGCUCGUCGUGGUCGUGGCAGCGACGAUUUCGAGUUCGCAAAAAGACAGCCGCAAGAAGUAAUCUGUUGCGUUCAUUUACCUGCAAGCUAUUGAGGGUUAGGGUUUAAGUCUCAGAUCUCGGCAUAGCUGUAUUAACCUUCCUCCGUACUCGUUGACAUCACUCUGGUUAAUUAGUAGUCAACAAUUACUGUAUUUCAAUUGAAAAUUUUAAUUUGCAUUUUGUUUUUUGAUUUUACUUUUCUGAUUUGCUUUUUUACAGUUUUUGUCGUUGGAAACGAUGCCGCUCUUCCUAACGUGGGCUCUUGUACUUUCAUGGAGUACUUCUGUAGUGCUCGUAAAUGCAGUACUGCUUUUUACAAAGCUUUGCAGAAGGACUCAAAGGCAAACUGUGGGUAAGAACAUUUAAGAGUGAACGUUCUUAAGGGCAUAUGUAUACCAAAUACCGAACAGCUGAUUUUCCACAUAUUUGUUGCUGCUGUUUCUCAUUUACAGAGCUUCAUUGCCAGGUCGGAUUUGUUUCUGUAGUUUCUAAUUGUCUUUACUCCUGUCUUUCCUUCGCCAUCCUGAUUUCUUUUAGUUGGUGAUUGCCGUUAGUUUUUCAGUUUAUCUCCACCUAAUUUUCUUUUCUUUUUUUCAAAUAAAAACCAAUAUUUUUUCUAAGAGGGCACGGUAACGAUUCCUGCAAUCUGAUUGGCUUUUAGCUCGGUCCGUAUUUUCCUAUCUCUGCCCACGGGCACGAUAACGCUUACGUGAGUCGCCGAGAACAUCCCUAGCUUUGUUGCCAUUUUUCACAAAUAAAUCUCGUUUUUCCGGCCGGGCAGUAUUUUUAAAUAAAGACGUCGGUGACUACCUCAAGUCAAUAAAGAAUAUAUUAAUCUUCUCUUUUCUCACGCUCGAAUCACUUUGGUUGACAGAAAAAUACUACCGGUUUCGAAAUAAUUUGUAUUCGCAAAAGUGUCAUUAAAUUGGUUGACAAGCAACCUAAAAACCGUCUAUAAUUAAUUUCAAUCCUCCGAAAAAGUACCUAGAAAGUUAAGACGUGAAGUAUUUGGUUACAAGUGAAUUAAUUGAUGGAACUUUCAUUCAUUUAAUAUCUAUCUUUAUAAAAUAAUUCAAAUAGUACGCGCGCUCUGAUUGGCCAUAAAACCAUUUUACAUGAGCGUAUGUAAAACGGUUUUCGUUCCUCUUUCAUUAGUUAUUUUAUGAAAGAAAUGCAAAAUGGUUUCCAUUUUUAAUAUUGGUUCGGCUGUCUGACCACAGUGGUUUAUAUCUUGUUCGUUUUACAGUGUGGAGCUUAGCAAACUGAAGAAUUGUAUUGCCGAAGUGAUGAAGAACUGUGCUGGAGAUUUAAUGACCGAAAGCCAGAUCAGAGAUAUCAUUGAUAAGACCGUAACGGAAGAACAGCAGUGUCUGGAUGGUUCUAUGGAAAUUCCAACUAUGCCGCCAAGCGGAUCGAUUUGUUCAGCAUCAUUUAGCAGUAAUGCAGAAACUUGCGUUCGAUCUUUUCACCAAAUGUUUGCCAAGGACAAAUCAGAUCCCGCUCUUUGCUCGUAAGUUUAACUAAUAUGCGUCCACAGUCUUUAAUUAAAGGGCGGGGGGAGAAGGGAAGGGAGGGGUGUGGACUAAAGGAGCUCGAUACUCGUUCUUGCAGCUUUAUUAAGGUUUUGAGAUACACUAUGAUCGCACCAUCCCAGAAAUAUAUUUAAAGUAGGCUAAAAAAGGCGUGUGGAGGGUUAUGGGCACUCUAAGACCCCCACCCCUUUUCCCUCCCAACUACGCCCUUUGACCUGGAUAAAUACCAGGAGCCCUUUAUGAUGGCUCCUGGUAUUUAUAAAUGCUAAUCACAUAUUUAACCCGCUGGUGAUUUAAUUAAUAGUGUCUCCCUUAGUAUGCUCAAGAACACAACGCGAUUACUAGGACGGGGCCUAGUGAACGCUUUUCUCUCUCCAAUUAGUAUGCAACAAUGUACUCUUUAGAGGACUUUAAUUUUUUUUUUUUUUCUAUAAUAAGUUUUUUUUAAAUUUUUUUUUUUUUUUAAUGAACGUUGUUAAUUUUUUUUUUUCCAGGCAAUAUGCUACAUCAAAGAGGUGUUUAAAGAACCUGGUCGAUUCUGACUGCAACUUCCCCGCCCUGGCCAAGGAAGUGUUGGAAUUGGGUUACGGUGACUACAAUCCUUUUUGCGCAAACAAUCGGGACCCUGGGGCGACCGGAAAUGAUCAGUGCUAUGGCGUGCGGGAUAAGAGCGGUGAUGCAUUGAAAUAUUUCAAUGCAGCCGCUGGAAUCAAGUCCAGUGUGCUGCAGACGCUGGUGUUUGCUUCCUUUUUGUUUUUUUUCUUUUUUAAAGUUUAAAAGGCUUUAGCCCCUUGUUUGUCUUGAGUUACAGAAUAGUUUCUAGACUUAAAAAUUUUAAGAUGAAAUUUGACACUUGUAAGAGGCGUGUUUCGGUAACUCGUUUCCGUUUUUUUUGUUUGUUUGUUUGUUUGUUUGUUUUUAUAUUGGUUUGUUUUCUUUCGUUCGUCGAGGAAUACAUCGUCCUUUAUAGUCGAGGUUCUAGCAUGACAAAUAUCACAGAUAAUGUUUGCUUAGCUAAUUUUCAUAAUGUUGAUGUCACAAUAAACUUAGCUAUAGAAAAGGGAGCCAAAAGCGUACACUUCCCUCGCAUCAAAAUCGCAAAAAAAAAACAAAAAAAACAAAAAAAAAACAAUUUCUGAUAAAACUGUAGCGGAAAAGUCGUUUACCCGUCUCGUUUUUCGGACUUCCAAAAACCCUUCGCCACAUAUUUCCUUUGCCACACAGCGAUUCCCAUAGUUCGUGAGCGUAUAAAAGGACCUCUUGUUGCGGCGUUUAGAUCACCUCUAAUGAAGGCACUAGACAGGAGUGUCGAAACGUUGGGUCUAUGAAUUGUAACUUCUCGGUUACAUUCAUUAAAUCUGAAAGCUAGAGUAGCUUCAAAGCAUGUCCGAACAGGAUCAAGAUGAUUUCCUUCAACAUUUUAUUGCCUUUGGCAAGUUAAUUCGCAUUUAGAAUCAAUUCUCAGUGUAUUAUUGCUGUGUUGUGUUUUGGGUGCAAAGCAUUCGCAGGUUGGGAGUAUAAUUUAAACAAGUAAAAUGUUUGUAUCGUUUAAUAAAAAAUAAUAACCUCAAAUCAUGUUUCCGAACUGCCGAAAAUGCAACUUAACCCGUAGUGGGUUCAUUUCAACACGGAAGAGCGGCCAAGAUAGACUUGGUACAAAAUACAGACUGAG